AAUUUAGAUAACUAGAUGAGAUCUACUAUUUUAAGUAUAUAUUUUGUUCCGUAACUAGGAUUGUUAGCUUUGAAGAGACAAUUUGAUCACAUGAUCUAGAGAAGUAAAGUAAAAACACGAGUUGGCUCGGAUUAUCUUCCUGCUUGAAUGAGUUGCAAUAGAGCAUUAAGAUUACAUAACAGUGAACGCUUCUUAACCUGCACUUGAUUGGUCAAUGAACUGCCAAAACCAAAAUGUCCUUUGAGGACGACGAAACACCAUGUACUUAUGUGGGGUCUUUCCCUAAAGGAUUUGGCUAUGGGCCAGAGGAAGCUGAGAUUGAGGGACCUGUCAACCCUGGGGAGGAGAAGCCCAGAAUUUUGUUGAUGGGUUUACGCAGAAGUGGCAAGUCGUCAAUACAGAAAGUUGUCUUCCAUAAAGUUUCCCCCAAUGAGACUCUCUUUUUGGAGAGCACCAAUAAGAUUGUUAAAGAUGAUAUUUCAAACUCAUCUUUUGUCCAGUUUCAAAUCUGGGACAUUCCAGGUCAGAUAGAUUUCUUCGAUGCUGCCUUUGACUCAGAGUAUAUUUUUGGAGGUUGUGGUGCUUUAAUAUUUGUCAUUGAUGCUCAGGAUGACUACAUGGAGGCUCUGUCCAGGCUGCAAAUGGCUGUCACUAGAGCUCAUAAGAUCAAUGAAAGCAUCAAGUUUGAGGUCUUCAUUCACAAGGUGGAUGGUCUCUCGGACGACAACAAAAUUGAGACGCAGCGUGACAUACUUCAGAGGGCCACGGAUGAGCUGAACGAUGCUGGUAUGGAUAACAUCCACCUCAGCUUCCAUUUGACCAGUAUCUAUGACCACUCCAUUUUCGAAGCCUUCAGUAAAGUAGUGCAGAAAUUAAUUCCUCAGCUAGCCGUGUUGGAAAAUUUACUGGAUAUUGUCAUAUCUAAUUCCAAGAUUGAGAAAGCCUUUCUAUUUGAUGUGGUGAGUAAGAUCUACAUCGCCACGGAUAGCUCACCUGUAGAUAUGCAGUGUUAUGAGCUGUGUUGUGACAUGAUAGAUGUUGUCAUUGAUAUGUCAUGUAUUUAUGGAGUUCGUGACAUAUUCCUAUCUCGUGCUAGAGAUGAUGGUGCAUUUGAUAACGAGUCCGCCUCCUUCAUAAAACUCAACUCAGGGACGGUCUUGUUUCUGAGAGAGGUGAACAAACACUUGGCCCUGGUGUGUAUACUCCGUGAAGAUGGAUGUGAAAAUAGAGGUAUAAUUCAGUACAACUUCAAAUGUUUCCGAGCUGCCAUCCAAGAAGUCUUUGUGGCCAGGAAUAAACAGGCCAACAAAAGCACGGGUCAUCCACAGAUGGAUCUUCUUGUCAACGGCCAGAAUGACGAUGAGCUAGAUUCGGAUGAGACAACUCAGACCAAUGGGGGUGCUAUGGCCUCCGGGCACGGACUUUUGAAUGGAUCACUGUUGCAAGAUGAUGAUUAAAUGAAUCCUAUACUGUGUGUUGACCAAAUGAUACAGGGAGAGAAUGAACACACUAAUUAUUUAUUGAUAUUGUUGUCAUGGGUUUCAUUCUUUGCAAUAGAUUUGACUUAGAGCUUCAAAUGAAGCCACAGAAUGUUAUAAGUGUGGUUUUAGUGACUAAAAAAAAAUGUGUGUUUGUAAGUCUGUUUUUUUUUUUUUCUUUCAUUAUUAUCAUAACUUUUUUCUGUUUCAUGCAAUAAAUAAAAAGGUGCCAACAGGAUCCACCAUUCUGCUGUUUAAAUAAGUAGGUCAAUCUUCCCCGCAUAAGCUACUUCCUUUAUUAUUUUUUAAAAUGAAUAUGGACACUAUUUUUGAUAGGAACAAUGUUUAUUUAUAAAUGGGGCCUAUUUUUUUUUUUUUUUUUUUUUUUCUAUAGGGGACAUUAUUUUUUAAACAGCUUUUACUUAGAGCUUAAUGGAAAGAAAUCUUUUAGGUAGCUGAGAAACUUCCUCUUUUGUUUUAUUGAUGCUUUGUAGACAAUUAUACUUGAAGUAUAAACCUAUGAGCAUUUUUAUUUGUUCUUGUAAAGAAAUAUCCUAUUGAAAAUCUGUUAUGGUUGUAAAUGUUUGACAACUGAAGUUAGGCUGAACAAUCUUUUUUAUUGUCUGGUUGUCUCUCUUGUAUUAAAAGUGGAAGAGUGGUUGUCCUCCUUACAAACUUCUAAGUACAGUCUUAACAUUGGUCUCUUGUAACAUAAUGUAAUACUGGCUGAUGGGAAACAUGGAGUGUGUUGCUUAACAGAGAUGUAUGCAUGUUACAAUAUGAUGUAUUUUCCAGUAACACUUUGCUUCAAACUAGUUUCUUACCCUUUGAAUCCAAUUAAAGUCAACUCUGGUUUAUCUGACCACAUCGGAUGCUAUCAUUUUGGUCCUAAUAACCUACUGGUCCAAUUAGCCAGAUUCGACUGUAAUUUGUAAUUGCCAUGACUAGUUUUUUAGCUUGGUCGAAGUUAUCUUCCUUUAAUUAUUAAUUUGAAUAUGGCUCUGAUCCUUGGCCACCAGUUCGCUUAUACUUUAACAAAGAAAUAAGAUUAUGCAUUGAAAACUUGUGUUUAAUUCUUCAACAAUGCACCAAGAUUUUGAAGAGUUCAAUUGUGUGCUCAACAUUUUACUUUGCAAUGGACUGUGACUAUUGGAUUGAAGCAUGAUGUCUAAAUUAGUUUAUGUCACCUCAUUACUGUCAAAGUUUUGCUUUUAAGUUUCAAUGUUGAUCCUUUUUUUUCCCCCUGAUUGACUCAGAUCCCAAAGAAAUGUCUUUAUUUUUUUAUUUGCUUAUUUACUUGCUUUUCUUUUUUUCCCAGCGGCCGUACUCUUCCGUAGUGGCUAUUGGAAAAUUAAUAGCCGAAUUUUAUUUUCCUAUUGCAUUUAAAAAAUUACAUUAAUUUGUUAAUGCAAUUAUUUACUUGCAUGUUUGCGAAAGCAAAUGUUAAAUAACUUUGCUGAUCAAGUGAAGGAAAUGUUUGUUUUGUUCUCAAAUGACUGCACUUGCCUAUGUACUAACAUUCUAAUUUUAAGUUUGUGUACUGUUCUUCUUCUGUUACUAGUUAUGCCCUUGACCUUCAAAUGCAUUAUGAAAUCUUUGCAAGCUAUGAAUGUACAUCAAUGAAAAGCCUGAACACCAAAUUGUUUAAUAGAAUGAAUUUGAUCUAAACACCAAAAUAUUUAUUUCAUAAAUUGGUCUAAGUGGGGCAGCUGAUCAUUGCAAAUAAUUUUAUAUUAAACAUGUGUACAUAUAAAUAA
Messenger RNA from Biomphalaria glabrata, 3235 nucleotides. Its product is annotated as ras-related GTP-binding protein C-like. The record is from RefSeq and is a predicted model, not a curated record. The transcript is spliced from 11 exons. Gene Ontology annotation, molecular function: GTP binding; GTPase activity. Lineage: Eukaryota; Metazoa; Mollusca; Gastropoda; Planorbidae. Gene Ontology annotation, cellular component: nucleus; lysosome; Gtr1-Gtr2 GTPase complex. Gene Ontology annotation, biological process: positive regulation of TOR signaling; regulation of autophagy; cellular response to starvation. Bases 234 to 1457 code for a protein of 407 amino acids.